Molecule: messenger RNA, 2103 nt
Organism: Lymnaea stagnalis (great pond snail)
Lineage: Eukaryota; Metazoa; Mollusca; Gastropoda; Lymnaeidae
Source: the annotation of a GenBank genome assembly
CCUCUAAAAAAUCAUCAAUCGCGUCAACCCCUACACAUCAAAAGAAGGAAGGAGACACAGAGCAUCUGGGGACUCCUACUUUAAGGAAAUCCACCAUGGAGAAGAAACCCAAGGUUAUGUUCACAGGAGUCAUUGAUGAACAAGGUGAAAAGGUAUGGACAUGGAAUAUAACAUUUAGAGUCUUAUUAUACUAGAAUUUUUUUUUCAUUCUUGAUGAAUUAUUAAUUUAAUUUGUAGUGUGGAACUACUGGAGUUCAGCCAUUCUAUUUUUGGUUUAAAAAAAACAACAUACAUCAUAUAAUCGUUUAAUUAUCUUGUAAGAGUAUUUCUGGUCUAAGAGUUAUAAAUGUUUAUUUAUAGAUAUUUAUUUAUAUAUAUAUAUAUAUAUAUAUUUUAAAGAGGUAAAAGUUUCUUUCAUAAUUGAUUAACUGUCAUAAUAUUUUUGAGCGAGACACUUGCAUGGGCAGCUGCCGUUGCCAUGUCAAAGUCUUUUAUGGAAAGAAAUUUUGAAAGGGAUUUUUACCUAUUUUAGAAAGCACAAUAAAAAGCUGUGUUUGAGUAACAGGGUAACGUUGCCUGAACAAUAGUAUGAUUUUUAUUCACAGAUUGUGAGAGAGCUUGGUGGUGAGAUUGCAUCCAGUAUCCAAGAAUGCACACAUUUGGUCACAGACAAGGUAGAUAAUCUCUAAACUAUCGGCAAUGUUGAUUGAAGUGUAAUUAUAUCCUAAAUACAAAUAAACCAUUUUGGUUAUUUUUAUUUCCUUUAUUCAUUAUUUCUGUUAUUUUACUAAGGUAAAUUCCCAGGUUGGUAAAGUCCUCAUUUUUAAUAUCAUUGCAACAAAUUUCCAUUCUUCUUCUUCUUCUAUAUCUUAAGGGCCCACGAUCAAUUUAUUGAUCAUUUUGGCUCCUAAGCAUGGAGAUGGGAUUUGCAAUGUUUCUGUUACUGGUGUUGAUGAGGAAAUCAUGCACUAGGGGUUUGAAGGCUUGAGGCAAUAGACACAAAUGUGUUUAGUGUUGUCGCCUCAACCGUUCCUUUUGAAAGAUUGUUCCAGUCCCUGAUUGUCUUGGGCAGGAAUGAGCAGCUCCUAUACUGGCUUCUUGCUGGUAUGAGCCUGAAUUGCCUGUCAUGGCCUCGUCGCUGUCUAUCUGAGAUUAAGUAUUUUUGUUUUUAGCCUGUCCCAAUGAUCUUCAGCCAAGUUAUUCCUAUGAGGAGAUGUUUUGGAGAGCUCUAGCUGCCAUACCAGAGUGCCGCUGUAGUUUUUUUAAUAGCAUCAAUAACUCAACUAUUUAAAAAAAAUAUUCAAUGUAUUAUUAUAUUUCUAUGCUCAGAUACGGCGUACUGUAAAAUUUCUCAGUGGACUGUCCAAAGGACUGCCCAUUGUGUCACCUCAAUGGCUUGACAACAGCAAACAAGCUGGAACUUUUCUAGGUGAGGCGUUGAAAUUGUGCUCAGAAAUUUUGUUUUCUAGUUUCACAGUUCAUUCAAAUAACUGAGGGUUUGUAAAAAUAGAUAAAAUUAGAAAUUUCCAAAUCAAUUUUAGUUUGUUAAUAUUUAACUGUGAAACUUUGCACCAUCAAUUUUUGUGGAUGACGUUUGUAGCUUUACAAUUAUUGAAGCUUACAUUGACGUACAUUAGAAAUUCUGGUACUAAUAUUGUAGGAAUGAAAACUUUUAGCUCUUAAAAUUGAGUGACUAAUCUCAUACCAACGUUUCUGUCUUUUUGAAUAGAUGGCCACAAAUACCUUGUGUCGGACCAGGCCAUGGAGAAGCAGUACAAGUUUGUGCUGUCCACCUCCAUAUCAAAGGCCGCCAACAACCCAGUGUUUCAAGGCCUCAAAGUUCAUGUUUCCAAAUCUGUCCACCCGGACCCUGCCCAGAUGCAGGAGAUCUUACAAUGCGCUGGCGCAAAGUACUUGAAAACAAUGCCGAAAAAGAUAUCUGAGAAUACUGUGGUGGUGUCUUGCGCCGACGAUGAGGAGCUGUUUCAGCCGGCCAUCAAAGCUGGGAUACCUGUGGUUGAGGCGGAGUUUGUUUUGACGGGAAUCUUACGUCAGGAAGUGGAUCUCAAAUCGUAUCCUUUUCUUACUUUUUCAUCCCUUUCC